AACAUCCAAACUCCGUCCUCCGCUUCGGAACCAUCGCCUCCGCGCUACACAUCAGCGACAGCAAUGGCGUCCUAGGGUUCAACCGCCUCGAUUCUUCCGGGCGCCACAAUGCAGAGCUCGCUCGCGAGGCCUCCGCCUCCGCCUCCCUUGAUCCGGGCGGGCCCCGCGAGCGUGACCUACCGCGCUCGCCCGAGGUCGGCGCCAGUGGUGCGAUGCCACGGGGAGGCGUCGCCGGCGGCGGCGGCGGGUUGGGCACCACCGGGGCCGUACACGGGGAGGGACCCGGAAGCGAAGAAGCCCGCGUGGCUUCGGCAGCGGGCGGCGCAGGGGGAGAAGUACGCGAAGCUCAGGGAGUCGCUCGGCGAGCUGAAACUCAACACCGUCUGCGUCGAGGCCCAGUGCCCCAACAUUGGAGAGUGCUGGAAUGGAGGUGGCGGGGCAGGUGGAGAAGGGGACGGCAUUGCCACAGCGACUAUCAUGCUUCUCGGUGAUACAUGUACCCGGGGUUGUCGAUUUUGUGCGGUGAAAACUAGUAACAAGCCUCCACCACCGGACGCACUGGAACCUCUGAAAACAGCCGUGGCGGUUGCAAGUUGGGGAGUAGACUAUGUUGUGUUGACAAGUGUUGAUAGAGACGACAUCCCUGAUGGUGGAAGUGGCCAUUUUGCCGAAACAGUAAGAGCUCUAAAGGAGUUGAAGCCUGAGAUAUUGGUGGAGUGUCUAACUUCAGAUUUUCGAGGUGACCUGGAGGCGGUUGCAUCUUUGGCGAACUCCGGUCUAGAUGUGUAUGCCCACAAUAUUGAAACUGUGAGGAGUCUGCAGAGAGUAGUUAGAGAUCCUCGAGCAGGAUAUGAUCAGAGCCUAGCAGUUCUGAAACAUGCAAAAGCUUUGAAAGAGGGCAUGGUAACAAAGUCUUCGAUCAUGCUUGGUCUAGGUGAGACAGACAAGGAGGUGAAGCAAACAAUGGCUGACUUGAGGGCCAUCGAUGUUGAUAUUCUUACCUUGGGACAGUAUUUACAGCCCACAGAAAGACAUUUGAGAGUCAGAGAAUAUGUGACUCCUGAGAAGUUUGAUUUCUGGAAGGAGUAUGGAGAAUCUUUAGGAUUUGUUUUUGUUGCUAGUGGACCUCUGGUUCGGUCCUCAUAUCGCGCGGGGGAGCUAUUUGUCCAAAAUUUCGUCAGACGUAAGAAGGCCGAGCUUGUAUCUGCUGCAUAGUAAUCUGAUACCAUUCAGCCGAUUAUAUUCCGUGCCAGUGUUUUGCACAGGAAGAAUUAGUUUUGAGGUCAGCUGAAAUGAAAGAAAUGUUCACCCUUCAACUUCAAAGUCACUAUAUUCCAUUGGCACUUCAGUUUUAUCAUUGCUUGCACUUUCUAGUUCAAUCAUGAGUAAUUUCUGUUGCCACUCUGGAGUAUGCCAUUUUGUUCGUUUGUAUCACUUGCUUAGAUAGAUAAGUUUGUUGCCUGUAUGGGAAUCCAAUAGAUAUCUAUACCAAGUUUUAUUGUAUGUGAUGCUU
Brachypodium distachyon (stiff brome) is the source of this 1513-nucleotide messenger RNA. Its product is annotated as lipoyl synthase 2, chloroplastic. The transcript is spliced from 7 exons. Gene Ontology annotation, cellular component: mitochondrion; chloroplast. The record is from RefSeq and is a predicted model, not a curated record. The coding region runs from base 109 to 1215 and encodes 368 amino acids. Gene Ontology annotation, biological process: lipoate biosynthetic process. NCBI's taxonomy places the organism in Eukaryota, Viridiplantae, Streptophyta, Magnoliopsida, Poales, Poaceae. Gene Ontology annotation, molecular function: lipoate synthase activity; 4 iron, 4 sulfur cluster binding.